AUGGCAGAGUCUAAAUGGGAAGGCAAAGCCUCAGCCAAUCUUGUAGGCUCAACACCACAAGAAGUAUGGCCUCACUUGGCAGACUUUUUCAACCUAACCAAGUACCUUCCUAGUAUUGACACAUGCUACAAAAUUGAGGGGGAGGAUGGAAAGCCGGGGCUGAUCCGGUACUGCUCCUCCACCAUAACAUCAUCAUCUGGUGGCAGCGAUGAGGUGGUGAUCAAGUGGUGCCAUGAGAAGUUACUUGAGAUUGAUCCCAGCAAAUGGUAUUUUAACUAUGAGGCCCUGGAUAAUAACAUGGGCAUCAGGUCAUACUUCUCUACUAUCAAAAUAUUGCCAAUCGACGGUGGUGAAGAGGAUGGGUGCGAGAUUGAGUGGUCGUAUAGCGCUGAUCCAAUCGAAGGGUUCACAUUUGAUAGUUUCUUGGCUUAUAUUGAUACCUCUAUCCACACCAUGGCUGAGAAUAUUGGGAAAGCAAUCCAGUCUACUGGUUGA
Molecule: messenger RNA, 495 nt
Organism: Camellia sinensis
Lineage: Eukaryota; Viridiplantae; Streptophyta; Magnoliopsida; Ericales; Theaceae
Product: lachrymatory-factor synthase
Source: RefSeq, a predicted model, not a curated record